AAGGUAGCUUCUCGGCCAUUACUGCAGGAAAAGGUCCCGCAGAGCUGAGCAGUCAGGAUGUGUGACUUCACCGAAGACCAGACCGCAGAGUUCAAGGAGGCCUUCCAGCUGUUUGACCGAACAGGUGAUGGCAAGAUCCUGUACAGCCAGUGUGGGGACGUGAUGAGGGCCCUGGGCCAGAACCCUACCAACGCCGAGGUGCUCAAGGUCCUGGGGAAACCCAAGAGUGAUGAGAUGAACGUGAAGGUGCUGGACUUUGAGCACUUUCUGCCCAUGCUGCAGACAGUGGCCAAGAACAAGGACCAGGGCACCUAUGAGGAUUAUGUCGAAGGACUUCGGGUGUUUGACAAGGAAGGAAAUGGCACUGUCAUGGGUGCUGAAAUCCGGCAUGUUCUUGUCACACUGGGUGAGAAGAUGACAGAGGAAGAAGUAGAGAUGCUGGUGGCAGGGCACGAGGACAGCAAUGGUUGUAUCAACUAUGAAGCGUUUGUGAGGCAUAUCCUGUCGGGGUGACGGGCCCAUGGGGCGGAGCUCGUCCGCAUGGUGCUGAAUGGCUGAGGACCCUCCCAGUCUCCCGACUCCGUGCCUUUCCCUGUGUGAAUUUUGUAUCUAGCCUGAAGUUUCCCUAGGCUCUCGUCUCAGCACCUUUCCCAUCUUGUCUCUUGGAUGAUGUUUGCCGUCAGCAUUCACCAAAUAAACUUGCUCUCUGGGCCCUCAAAA
Messenger RNA from Macaca mulatta (Rhesus monkey), 720 nucleotides. The record is from RefSeq and is a predicted model, not a curated record. Lineage: Eukaryota; Metazoa; Chordata; Mammalia; Primates; Cercopithecidae.